Paramecium pentaurelia is the source of this 1401-nucleotide messenger RNA. Lineage: Eukaryota; Ciliophora; Oligohymenophorea; Peniculida; Parameciidae. The record is from the annotation of a GenBank genome assembly.
AUGAGGAAAUUUAAUUUAGCAUUAAUUGAUUAUACUAAAGCAAUUGAAUUGAACUCAAAUGAUACUAAAGCUUCUAACAAUAGAAGUUAUUUUAAUUAUAAUUUAAAUAAGGAAAUUUAUAUAAAGAAAAUGGCUAAUAUGACAAGGCCUUUUAAGAUUGUAUUUAAGCACUUAAAUUAGAAUCAGACAAUCCCCUUAUAAUGGUGAAUUUAGAUGAUCAUUAUUUUCGGCCAAAUUAUAAUCAAUCAUUGAAGUAUUAUACACAAGCCCUUGCAUAAUUAGACUAAAUCACUCAGUAGAAGAGGAAAAAAUGGAAUUUGUCAGAAAAGAAUAUAUAAUUCAUUUAAAAAAAAGUAACUUUUUUAAAAAGAAAUUUAAGAUGAAAUAAAUUUUUAAGAUAAGAUAUUUAAAAAUUACAAACUCAAUUUGAAUAAAAGAACCAAACAUUAAAUGAUGUGAAGGAUAAAUUCACUAUAUUAGAAAGAAAACUAACAGUUUAAUUAAUGGCAAGGACAGAUUUAAAAUAGCCAUAAGAAAAGCAAGAAGAGUUAGAUCCAUUAUAAUUGAUUAAAGAAGAUAUGAAAUAGAUUAGAUAAUAAUUAGUUAUAUUAUAAGAAAUUGUAAAUUAAUAAAAUGAAAUUAUAAGUAAUUUAGAAGAUGAUAAUAAAUAGUUGAAGAAUAGGAUAGCUUUCAAACAUAAGUAUCUUUGAAAUUUCUUUAAAAAGCAGAAAAUAAAACUCAAUUUAUUUAUUAAAAAGCAUUGAAAAUUUCUUCAGAAUAAUAUUAAAUGAAUAGAGAUGCUAUGAUUCAAAGCAAUUCUAAAAAAGUACUAGAUAUAGUACAAAAGGUUUUUAAUAUUGGAUGAAAGGUUACGGAUUUAUACCAGUAGGUGGAGAAGCAUUUAAUAUUAUACAUGAUGCACUUGAUUAUGCAAAUGAAUCAAAAAAGGAAAAUAAAUUUAAGUUUAGGCUUAAAAAAUUAACUAAUAUCUGAAAAUGUUAUAAUUUAAUUAGCCCUUCAGAAUUAGAAAUUAAAGUAAAAAUAACAGCAAUUGAUCUUGCAAAGUAGUAAUAAUAAGAAACCCUUUAAUAAAAUAAUUAGUAAUUCAAUUAAUUUUUAGUUAAGUUAAACAAAAUAGAAAAUCAAAAGGAUGAAUAAAAUGAAUAUUGGAAAAAUGGGACUAAUGAUGCAUUAAUUAUUUUAAAGUAUUUAAACGAUUAAUCAUCAUCUAUAAUAGAAAAUUCUGAUAAAAAACUUAGAUAGAUAUUCGUUGAAGUUGUUGAAAUGAAUAAUAAAUAAUAAAAUUAGGUUUAAUAGCAACAAUAGGGAAAUAAAAUUUAAAAAGUUUAAAUUUUAUCAAAUCCUAGUUCAUUAUGUUCACGUAUAUGUUUAAUUUCAUGA